AUGGUUUCCUCUAGAUUACUUUUCUUCCUCUCUGCCAUCUUCUUACUCACUGCUCCAGCAGUAGCGCAGACGCCAGACUUCCUUUAUCAUGACUGUUUAAACGACAAGGGAAACUACACCGCCAACAGUACCUAUGAGAGAAACCUCAACCACCUCCUCUCCUCCCUCUCCUCCAACACAGAAAUUGACCAUGGCUUCUACAAUUCCUCUUAUGGCCAAAACUCGGACCAGGUAUUUGCAAUUGAACUUUGCAGAGGAGAUGUUGAUCCAGAUGUUUGCCGUGGUUGCCUCAAUAUAUCUACGUCUCUUCUCAAGCAGCACUGCCCCAUUCAGAAGGAGGCAAUUGGAUGGUUCGACUACUGUAUGUUACGAUACUCAAAUCGCUCCAUUUUCGGCGUCGUGGAAACUCUUCCAGGAUUCAGAAUGUGGAGCCCGUAUAACGUAUCGGCCAAUUACUUGAAUCAAUUUAACGAUGAUCUUAGGACCUUGUUGGAAAGCCUAAGAAGUGAAGCUGUAGCAGGUGGUCCUCUUCGUAAGUUUGCAGCAAGAAACGCAACCGCACCGAACUUUCAAACAUUAUAUGCACUUGUACAGUGUACAGCUGAUUUGUCUGAGCAAGAUUGCAACAAUUGCUUAGUUGGGGCUAUUCAAGAUAUUCCACAAUGUUGUGGUGGUAAGCAAGGUGGGAGAGUCAUUGGUCCCAGCUGUAAUAUCAGGUUUGAGACCUACGAGUUCUAUAACUCGACAGCGGCUUCGUCACCACCAUCAUCUCCAGGAGAACCACCAGAAUCUCCUUCUCCACCAUUAACCAACACCAAUACAACAAAAGGUAGCGAGAGCAACACAUCUAGGACUAUCAUCAUUAUAAUUGUGUCAAUUGCUGCUUUUGUGGUACUAGUCAUCUCCUUCUGCGUAUAUUUCAGAGUAAAGAGGAGGCCAAGAAGAGAGAAACUUGAAACUGCUGAAGAUGAUGAGAUUAGAAGCGUGGAAUCCUUGCAAUUUGACUUCAGCACUAUCAGAGUUGCUACAGAUAACUUUUCUGAAGCAAAUAAGCUCGGGCAAGGUGGAUUUGGUGAUGUUUAUAAGGGUAGACUUUCUGAUGGACAAGUUAUAGCCAUAAAAAGAUUAUCGAAGAAUUCCGGACAAGGAGAUUUAGAAUUUAAAAAUGAAGUCCUAUUAGUUGCCAAGCUUCAACAUCGUAAUCUAGUUAGGCUGCUAGGCUUUUGCUUGGAAAGAGAUGAAAGGCUUUUGAUAUAUGAGUUUAUGCCAAAUACAAGCCUCGAUCACUUCCUUUUUGAUCCAAUCAAGCGUGCACAUUUGGAUUGGCAAAGGCGCUACAAGAUCAUAGGAGGCAUCGCUAGGGGAAUUCUUUAUCUUCAUGAAGAUUCUCGACUUCGUAUUAUUCAUCGUGAUCUUAAGGCUAGCAACAUUCUUUUAGAUGCAGAAAUGAACUCAAAAAUUUCAGAUUUUGGCAUGGCAAGAUUGUUUUUAUUGGAUCAAACUCAAGGAAAUACAAGUAGAAUUGUUGGAACCUACGGAUAUAUGGCUCCAGAGUAUGCAAUGCAUGGACAAUUCUCAGUAAAGUCUGAUGUCUUUAGUUUCGGUGUAUUAGUGUUGGAAAUAGUGAGCGGACAGAAGAACAAUUGCUUCAGAAAUGGAGAGAAUGUGGAGGAUCUUCUAAGCUAUGCAUGGAAAAAUUGGAGAGAGGGAACUGCUUCAAAUAUUGUGGAUCCUACAAUAAUGUUAGGCGCAACAACUGAAAUUAUGAGAUGCAUUCACAUUGGGCUACUAUGUGUUCAAGAAAAUGUAGCUGACAGACCAACCAUGGCUUCAGUGAUUCUUAUGCUUAAUAGCUACUCCAUCACUCUCCAAGUACCCUCGCAGCCUGCAUUUUUUAUGCACAGCAAUAUUGACUUAGAAACAACAUCUCGAUGGAUGCAAAGCACGUGGGUUACAAAGUCAGACGAAAGAUCUAAAGGCAAUUCCGUCGAAGCCUCAAGAAAUGAGGCUUCAAUUACUGAGCUCUACCCGCGCUAGGGUUUUGUUGAAGCUACAAUUAAGAAUGCAUACUUUGAAAUGUUAAAUUAUUUAAUUACCAUAGCUAUAAAUUCAACCGACAACUUGUUGAUUGAAUCCAUUGUCCUAAGGCAAUAACUUAGUCCAGGUCACGACCCAGUACGAUUCAACUAUGCUUGCAUGCAAGUUUUUUAAUUUUAUUCAAUUUUAUUUUUUUUAGGAAAGUUGAGCGGAAUAAA
Alnus glutinosa is the source of this 2255-nucleotide messenger RNA. RefSeq names its product cysteine-rich receptor-like protein kinase 44. The record is from RefSeq and is a predicted model, not a curated record. Gene Ontology annotation, biological process: protein phosphorylation. The coding region runs from base 1 to 2037 and encodes 678 amino acids. Gene Ontology annotation, molecular function: protein kinase activity; ATP binding. Lineage: Eukaryota; Viridiplantae; Streptophyta; Magnoliopsida; Fagales; Betulaceae. The transcript has 7 exons.